Messenger RNA from Pantherophis guttatus, 2615 nucleotides. RefSeq names its product CLIC family member 2 (gene CLIC2). NCBI's taxonomy places the organism in Eukaryota, Metazoa, Chordata, Lepidosauria, Squamata, Colubridae. The record is from RefSeq and is a predicted model, not a curated record.
CGAAGGACUUAUUCUGGGUUGCUUCUCUGAGAAAUAGACAUCUGGUUCUUUUGAUAUCCCAGAGAAGAACGUGGUAUGUGGCUUUCUGAUAAAGCGUGUUGCUGAGUCAUGGCUGGGGAGGUCUUUACGGAGAUCCCCGUCCGGCUGGUAGCAGGUUGCUCAGCUCACCGUCCUCGUCACGACUUCUGGCUGAGACGGGACGAGCGAAGCCACUUCCAACCAAGGGGGAUUUCACUGCCAUGAAAGGCCACCGUCUUCCCUAGAGAGUACCCUGCCCUGAAAAAUUACCCAGCGCAUCAGUGGGGAAGACUUGUGGCAAACCAGUCCGUGGUGGAAGGCAGUUCUCAGCAACAGUUGGUGGCCAGCUUAAAGACAGGAUGGCGAGUUGGCUUCGUAAUCCCCUAAAGGAACCAGAGAUUGAGCUGUUUGUAAAGGCUGGCUUGGACGGACAGAACAUCGGAAACUGCCCCUUUUGUCAAAGCCUCUUUAUGGUGUUAUGGCUCAAAGGUGUCAGAUUUAAUGUCACCACCGUGGAUAUGACAAGGAAACCUGAUGAGCUGAAGGAUUUGGCCCCCGGUACCAACCCUCCAUUUUUAGUCUUCAACAAGGAGCUGAAAACAGAUUUUCUGAAGAUUGAAGAUUUUCUGGAGCAGACCCUCUCACCACCUAAGUACCCACAGCUCACUCCCCAAAACAAGGAGUCCAUGGAUGUGGGCAGAAACAUUUUUGCCAAAUUCUCCACGUACAUCAAGAACCCCCACAAGGAAGCAAAUAAAAGUUUGGAGAAAGGUUUGCUGAAAGAAUUCCAGCGCUUGGAUGAUUACUUAAGAAAUCCCCUGCCUGAAGAAAUUGACCAGAACUGUGUUGAAGACCUUCUGGUUUCUGAAAGGAAAUUCCUGGAUGGAAACCGAAUGACAUUAGCAGACUGCAACCUUCUCCCCAAACUCAACAUCAUCAAGAUUGCCGCCAAGAAGUAUCGCAACUUUGAGAUCCCUUUGGAGAUGACUGCGGUUUGGCGCUAUCUCCACCAUGCUUAUGCCCGGAAUGAGUUCAGCCACACUUGUCCAGCUGACGAGGAGAUUGAACGCACUUACGCCAGCGUGGCUAAGAAGAUGAGCUAAAGACUAAGCUCUGGAAGUUGGUGCCUGCAAAGGUCUACCAGCGAGUUGGGUGUGCAAUACUGACCCCACCCCACAAGCUGAAUAUUCUUCAUGUACUAGUCUUUAAAAAAAUACUUCGUAUUUUUAGGAGAAGAAUUCAUUGUAGUCAUCUUUUUCUGCCAAAUCUUUUGACCAUGAGUUGGUCAUAUAUGAGAGACUAGCUGGAUACCCGUCCUCCGCUAUGAAACUAUGUGAUCGGGCUUGAUAAAUUGACACUUACAGCUUGAAAAUUAAUGAGUAGUUAUGAUCGGCCUCCUCUCCCCUUCUCUCCCUCAGACUUGCCCCACAGAGGCCUCUCCUAUCUUAUCCCCUUCUCUCCCUCAGACUUGCCCCACAGAGGUCUCUCCUAUCUUUUCCCCUUCUCUCCCUCAGUCUAAUUCCUUAGCAUCAGCGUAUUUUUCAGGUGGGGAGGGAGAGUAGAAUGUCUAAACUCCCAGCCCAGACUGAAUGAGUCAUGUACUGGCCACACCCACGCCCAAGUGGCAGUUGGAACAGAGUUCUUUUCAGAUGGGGAGGGGGAGUAGAAUUUCUAGCUUCCUUGGCAUCAGAGUGUGUUAAUAAUAAUAUAAGAAAUACUAAUGAUCUGAUGGUCAUUUCGAAAAAUCCUUUCUUAGCGAGCACCAAGAAGCCAAGAGGAACGUAUGUGCCAAAUUUCAAGUUUGUAGGCUUUACGGUUCUGGAGAUUUCAUGAUGAUACAUGAGUGGUAUUUCGCUUUUAUAUAGCGAGAUUAUUCUUUUGGCGUUUCUUCACCUGCGUGUACACUUUUCAUGGAGCAAAAGGUAGUUAAAUCUGACCCUCCAUCGUGGUUAGUUCUAAAUUCUGUUAAGAGAUUCCGGGACAUUUUUACAAGACUUCCAAGAAUCAACUGGAUCAAACACUACCUUGUUGAAGAAGAUUAUGUGCCUCUGCGCCUAGGAAGGAUAUAUAUAUAUAUUUUCAUGCAGACUUCUAGGUUGGGGGCCUGAGCGCCUUCCUUGCAGUUUCUUCUCUUGGACACCAAAAGUGCCUCUGUGGUUUCUAGAGUCUCAAUAUCUUUUUUUAUAGAGUGGUGACCAAAAUUGGAUGUAAGAUUCUAGCCUUUAUAGAGUGGUAUUAGUACCUCACUUGAUUUCCCCAGCCAGCAUGUCCACAAGUCCACAAAUCUUAAAGUUGUCAAGCUUGGAAACCCUUGCUGUAAAUAAAUAAGAGCGCUCUUUGCAAAGCAAAGAUAACAGAUAUUCAUAAAGUACUGGAUUCGUUUAAUCUUAAAUCGUCCUCUCUGAAUUUCUUAUGCAAGACACACAUUAGGAGUCACAAAACACUAAGCCACAAUAUCUCUAAGAGCUUUUCAAUUUUCUUUGUAGCAACAAGGAAAGGAAAAUCCUGGCUUUUUUAAAAAAAAAUAAAAAAUAGAUGUGUCUGUUUACUUUGUAUUCCUGUAAUGAUAAUAAACUUUAUUUUAUAUACAACCUCCA